Bombyx mori (domestic silkworm) is the source of this 2261-nucleotide messenger RNA. RefSeq names its product histone H4 transcription factor (gene Hinfp). The record is from RefSeq and is a predicted model, not a curated record. Gene Ontology annotation, biological process: regulation of transcription by RNA polymerase II. Bases 205 to 1860 code for a protein of 551 amino acids. NCBI's taxonomy places the organism in Eukaryota, Metazoa, Arthropoda, Insecta, Lepidoptera, Bombycidae. The transcript has 7 exons. Gene Ontology annotation, cellular component: nucleus.
AUGAUUUCUACUUGUGGUUUAUUUUAUAUUUCGUGAAUACAAUUGAAUACAUAUUAAUUAAUUUUCAACUAUUAUAGUCCAGCGCUUAAAGAAAGUUGAGUGAUUUGGUUGCGAAUCCGCAUAUCUCAAUAUUAUAAUGAUUAUUGCUUACCAACUUCCUUAGGUAUCUUUUGAAAAUAACGUAUAUUGGAGUAAAUAAUCAUCAUGUCAGUUAAAAAAAAUGUGGAAAUUCAACACAAAAUUAAAUUAAACCCUAAACUCGCAAGUUCUUUGCGGUGUAUGCAAUGGUUAAAGCAUCAGAACAGUCCAUCAAACAAGAAGGUUUUACAGUCAAAGAAUGAUGUCCUAUUCGUUCAGACGAAUAAAUUUGAAAAACCCGAAUUUUCAAAUCUGGACACAGAAGAUACCAUUCCAGACGGUGUUAACGAAUCUGUCAUUAAACCAAAGACUGUGACUACAAAAUUUUUACGAAUUUCCAAACUGAGCUUGGCUUGUGAGUGGCAGGGAUGCAAAUUAUUAACCAAUAAUUAUGAAUCAUAUCAGAAACACGUCAUCGCUCAUUUCUCUGAUGUGAUUCAAAUAAUAGAUAAGGAAGAAACUGUAAUGUAUUCUUGUCUUUGGGAUGUUUGUGGUCACAAAACAAAGGAUUAUAAUGAGAUGUUUCGGCAUUUAAAUUACCAUGCUUAUCAUGGGAAGUUGCUGGCGAUCGGCCUCAAUGGUAGAGCUACAUUAAAACUGGAAAGAUGCAAGAAGAACUCCACUAAAAGAAAUCAGUUACCUAAUUUACCUAAUGAACAUAUUUGCAUGUGGACUGACUGCAAUAGAAAGUUUAACUCAAUACAGAUCUUAUUUGAUCAUGCAAAACUACAUGUGAACUACUCUGAGAAGUUUCUAUGUUCGUGGGCCGGUUGCGGUGCUUGGUUCACAACAAAGGCACUGCUCGGUGCUCAUGUUCGCUCGCACACCGGUGAGAGGCUGAUCGCUUGUUAUCAUUGCGGUCAGCACUUUGCUAAUAAUAGGAAACUGCGUGAUCAUUUGAGGAGGCAGAACGUGGAUCCAGAGUCACCGUUCAAGUGCACGAUGUGCGGCAUACCGUGCGCGACCGAGUACCUGCUGAACGAGCAUGCCCGCCAGCACGUGUCGGCGCACGUGUGCGCGCUCUGCGACAUGACGGCCACCUCGCCCGCCGCGCUCGCGCAGCACGUGCGCUACCGGCACCUGCCGCGCGCGCCGCACCACGCCUGCACGCGCUGCGCCUACAGGGCCGUCACAAAGAACGAUCUCCAGAAGCAUUUGAUGAUACACGACAAGAAACGCAACAAGAAGAAGUCUGACCGCGAAAGCGACAGGGACUCGGAUCUGAGCGACAAUUCCAUCAUAACCACGAAGAAGAAGAAGAAGAAGAUUCCCAGGAAAUACGCCUGCCACAUGUGCCCAGAGGAUAAGAUGAAGGUGUUCGCCAGAGGAAACACCCUCACGUCACACCUGGUGAAGGUGCACGGCGUGCAGUGGCCCUACGGACACAGCCGGUUCAGGUAUCAGAAGAGCGAGGACGGCGUGUACCGUCUGACCACGACCCGUUACGAGGUUCUGGAAGUUUCCAACAAGAUCUUCGCCCGGGACAGCGGCCCGAAACAAUCCCUGAACGAAAACUUAGAUUUCAAACUGAAACAGGUCGCGGAACCGACUUUCGACACGCCGAGGCGCUUCGAAAUAAUGCUGCUUGGGGGCGAGGGUGAGGGGGGGCAUGGGGGGGUCGAGGAGUCCAGAGACAGCGGCCUGGUGGAGAUCACGAUGUGCGAUGUGGACGAUAAAGGGAACGUUAUUAAAUCAGAGCUUAUCGAAUCACAAGUCAUUUGAAGAUAUAUUUUUUUGCUUAAAUGGGUGGACUAACUCACAGCUGGUGUUAAGUGGUUACCGGAGCCCAUGGACAUUUACAUGCCGCCACCCAUCUUGAGAUAUGAGUUCUAAGAUCUCAAUAUAGUUACAACGGCUGCCUCAUCCUUCAAUCCGAAACGCAUUACUGCUUCACGACAGAACUAAGCAGAGUGGUGGUAUCUACCCGUGCAGACUCACAAGACGUCCUACCACCAGUGAUGUGCUUUAGUAUCGCUGUACCGAAGUGUUACAAGUUGGGAGUUCAGUGAAAAUAAGUUAACUAUGUUUUUUUUUCUAUGCAUGUUGCUCAGAAACAAGUCUAUAAAAGAAUUUACUUUAAUAAUUACAUGAACGAUUUAAUAAAUAUUUUUUUAUUAUAUUAA